AUGAGUUGCAAUGGAUGCCGAGUCCUAAGAAAGGGUUGCAGUGACAAUUGCAUGCUCAGGCAAUGCCUACAAUGGAUAGAGGACCCCCAAGCUCAAGCCCACGCCACCGUUUUCGUUGCCAAGUUCUUUGGCCGCGCCGGCCUCUUCUCCUUCAUCAACGCCGUCUCCGAAUCCCAACGACCCGCUUUAUUUCAGUCGUUGUUUUUUGAGGCGGUGGGGCGGACUAUAAAUCCGGUGAAUGGAGCGACGGGGCUUCUUUUGAGUGGGAAGUGGGAGGUGUGCCAGGCGGCGGUGGAGACGGUGCUACGCGGCAGCACGUUGGAGCCACUUCCCGAGUACACUCGUGACGACCACCAAAAUUGCGUUCAUGAUCAUCAUAUUCGACUACAACGGCAGUCCCCCAAGAAGAAGAGGUCUAGCAAUUUGGCUUUCGAUGAUACUGGUGAUCAUGACGUGGCGAUCUGCCAGCUGCCUGAUCUUGAUCUUUGCUUGACGGCUGCGGGUGGGUUGACGUCGAGGACCAAGCGCGGAGAUUGUAGGGCGGGGACGCCGUCCUCGGCGGAAGAGUCCGAAACGACGACGUUAGGAAGCAGUUCGUCGUCAGCAGAUCAUUGUUGUGGUAAUAAUUUGAAGGGAACGACAAAGCUUCUGAGGUUAUUCAUUUGA
Molecule: messenger RNA, 666 nt
Organism: Prunus dulcis (almond)
Lineage: Eukaryota; Viridiplantae; Streptophyta; Magnoliopsida; Rosales; Rosaceae
Product: LOB domain-containing protein 38-like
Exons: 2
Coding region: 1-666 (221 amino acids)
Biological process (GO): regulation of gene expression
Source: RefSeq, a predicted model, not a curated record